AUGCUGUGCAGCUUGCAACGCUCUGGCUGCAAGACACAACCGCGAAUCUAUCCUGGUCCUGCUCCGACUCAUUUUGAACCCUUCCCUUCCUUGGUUGCAGAUUCUAUUGGUCUCCCCUUUGGUGUAGCAUGGUUCAGUCCAUCUGCGCCAACGCCAAGAUACAUCGUCAUUGGAACCUGCGCUGGCAUUGGAUGCCCUUCAGCAGUUUACGCAUGGCUCCAACUGUGUUGCAAAGGGCCGAUGCAUCCGGACUACAUUUGUCCAAUGGAGGCAAGCGUCAGGAUGCAUCUCGGGUGGUUUGGAGCGCUGUCCUUCCUGCUAUACUCUGCACUCAGUGUCUAUGCUCAAGAGCGAUGGCUGUCGGAACACUCCAAGAAGGACUCGGUGAAAGCCAAUGCUGCUGUCUUCCUGGUCUGGGGUGUAUGGACGUUGUUGGUGCUGACCUAUGCAAUUUACGCAAAUGGUGCUGUUGGAUCUGCCACUGAUGAGUGGGGCAUUUGCAGGCCUUGCGGUCGAGAAGAUGUUUGCCGAGAGGCGCUUUGGGCUCGUGACGCGAAUUCACGCGGUCUCGGGCCCCUCUUGCCUGCCUCUGCGUCCGGCUGGAAUUCAGCGCUACUGAAAGGAGCCCGAGAAGGCGAUCCUGUUCUGGUCAGAGAGGCCUUGGAUGCGGGAGCUUCGACAGAGACAAGGUCUGUGGCCAGCAGCAUUGUGAAGAAGGGCUUGGGACACAAUUGCAUGGGUCUCACCGCCCUCAUGCAUGCUGCAAGAGGAGGGCAUUUGACAUGUGUGAUGGCACUGAUCGACUCCCGCGCCUCCCUAGAUGCGGAAGAUGAGGUUGGUGCAACACCUCUUCACUAUGCGGCGCUGAGUGGUGACCUGUAUGUCUUCGAGGCACUAAUUCUUGCUGGGGCUGAUGCAUCAAUCAAAGACUCGAUGCAAAAAACUGCUCUUGACUAUUUACCACCUCAUAUACAGGAGGACCCAGACCUGCUCAUUUUUUCUGAUGAUGUUGCAUUAUGUGGUAUUGUUAGAGUGGUUGAGGGAUUAUAG
Messenger RNA from Cladocopium goreaui, 1050 nucleotides. The record is from the annotation of a GenBank genome assembly. NCBI's taxonomy places the organism in Eukaryota, Dinophyceae, Suessiales, Symbiodiniaceae.